AUGAGUCGGACUUUUGCACAACGCGCAGGGGACUUUUUGUCAAACCCAUCGGUCCCAAGAAGCUGCUGCAUUCAAAUAUCUCGUCUCACUCUUGCCAAGCCUCUUGAGAAGCGGGACAGCCUCUCCUUCUUCAUAACUUUACAGGCGAACAGCAGAAGACCUCAAGCAAGAGGGGAUGAAAUCUGCAUUUCUUCUUUGGAGAAAGAGUUCGCCCAGAACAUGAGUUUCGAGUACCAGCAUUUCACGAAAAACCGCUCAAACAUUCUCUAUAUUUCGCUGCAGAAAAAGCGGAGAUACAGAACUGCAGCUGUGCCUGGUUACAAAACACUCGCGCGAGGACAAAUAAACUUGGACGAAAUUAUUCAGCUUCCACCUUCAAAAAGCUUUUCAAUCAAACUUUUCAAAUCAGACAGCAUUUCGAGGGACAUAAAGCACCAUGAGAUCGGCGAGUUGGAGAUAUCAGAAGUCUCUUCGAUUCCAACUGAAGACGACCACGGAAACUUCCCACAAUCGGAUUCUUCCGACGACGAAGAAGCAAAUCCGAACGAUAGAAAGAUGAAAAACUCUUUCUCCAUGGCAUCAAGGGUCAAAUCAGCUGUUUUGAGCAAACUGCUCGAACGCGUCAUCAAAAAGAACCCCCAUAUCAAUCCAGAAGAUAUUGACAUGGACCAAGUCGAAACGAUGGAUCUAUCUGAGCUGCAGUUGUACGAUGAUUUGGACGAUCUUGGUGUUAGUUCGGACGAAGAGGAAAUCUUUGCCGAUAGUGUGAGCAUUGCCUCGACCCCAAGACCAAGUCUCCAGCCAUAUUUUGACAGCGCUUCACAAUGCUCCCUCCAUGCUCGAAACUCAAUUGGCGCCUAUUCAUCAGGCCGAAGAAGCGGUAGCAAUAAAUCAGCCAUGCCAAGGCUUAUCGAAGAGAAUCAACGAACAAAAUCCGAGAGCUCAACUACUCAAGAUGAUUUCCCAGAAACCAGCGAAAAGCCUCCAUCGCGAGCGCGCGGGUCAAUCACGUGCGACAAGAAUCCAGAAAAACUAAAGAAGAUAAAACAAAGUCUCAGCGAAGCAGUAGAAAACUUGAAACCAACACUCGUUAUUGUCCAAUCUCAAGCUACAGAAAGUUUAAUCGAUAAAUUGUCAACAAUCAAUUCCUCCUUCAUAAUCAUCGACGUCGCGCCGGAUCAACUCCAACUUCUCCUCGAAACUUUCCUCCAAGUCCUCCUCGAAAGCGAUCCCGAUAAUCUUCCAGAAGACCCGUUAAAGUUCUGCGUCCACGGAACCUCCCCAGAUAUCAACUUCGUAGUCAAGUUUUAUUUCGAAAAAAUCUCGAAAAAGAUGAACGAAAACUUUAUCUCCUUCUUUUUCAUCCCUCUCGACGAAGUGGGAAAAAGCCAUCUCUGUAAGAAGAUAGGCGAGACAUGUGGGACCUUCAAGAAACUGUUUCUUGAUAGCGAGUUAGAGUCCAAUGACUUGAACCGGAUUUCUGAGAAGUUAUCGUCAAUUCAACUGGACGCGAAUCACGUUGCACAUCUUCCUGUAUCCGAAGCAAUGCUAUCUUUAUCGGAUGUCCAAUCAGAUGGGCAUCAAGUCAUUCCCUUCUGUGUUGAACUUGCUGUCCUUGAAACCGAAGACGAUUCCGAGUCUGAUGAUGGUCGAUUUACCUUGAGUCCGACUUCUAGCCCUUAUACAUCAAAUGCUAAUGGAUACGGCGGGAUACAAUCUUCUGAAAAGCUCAACGUCGUUGUUGAGUACUGGCUUUCUGAUGACGAAAAACAGACAAAGCACAGCAUCAAAGAGACGCUGAAAAUACUCGAAUUCCACCCGAUGAAAUCAUCGAUAUUAAUGAAGUUCAUUUCCCGGCGGCGAACGCGUCCUAAUCUCCCGGGAUUGAAGAAAAAAGAUAAUGACGCGAGUGUCCGCGAGCGUCGAGAAAUUGCAUCGCGCGUCGUCUUCAAGCCUAGGGAAAAGUCAGUUACAGCGCGAGUUUCCAUCGAUGGCCAGGAGUUCGAAAAUAUUUCAUUUUUCCAGAUCAAGCCCACUCAAAGCAGAUUUUUACCAAUCGCAGUCUUCACUAAUUCCCAAGAUCAUUCUUCAUUUUAA
Messenger RNA from Oikopleura dioica, 2097 nucleotides. The record is from the annotation of a GenBank genome assembly. NCBI's taxonomy places the organism in Eukaryota, Metazoa, Chordata, Appendicularia, Copelata, Oikopleuridae.